This is a messenger RNA of Sclerotinia trifoliorum, 1549 nucleotides long. Lineage: Eukaryota; Fungi; Ascomycota; Leotiomycetes; Helotiales; Sclerotiniaceae. The record is from the annotation of a GenBank genome assembly.
GUUCUGCAGAAAGCUCCAGCUCCGACCCUCGGCCUAGUUAUACAAAGGAAUUUCGUGUAAAAACACAGUCAGCUCAUGUCACAAAUACUUUGUAUUCUUUCUCUAUUCUUUGGGCUUUCUCCUUCCUUCUUUAUAUAUUGCAAAUAUUUUGAAAGAGAAUAUCUGGCUGCUUGACGUACGAACUGGGGGGGAGCGAUAGCGAUUUCGUUCUGUUAACAAGGGUAGGAGCGGGGAGCUUAGAAAUAUGCCUUCAACAUUAGGGUGAGCUUCUAAUCUAUGUCCUACUAUCUGAUGUACUGACACAUAAUUCCAGGGCCUUUGUCGCUGGCGGAAUUGCAGCAUGUGGAGCUGUAACUGCGACUCAUCCGUUCGAAACAGUGAAGAUCCGGUAAGAAUACCACGGCACAAUACACUAAAUCAUGAAGUUACUAAUUGCGCAAUCACAGCAUGCAAUUGCAAGGCGAGCUUCAAGAGAAAGGGCUCCAACCACGAUUAUAUAAAGGGCCUUUUCACGGCGUCGCAACUAUUGUACGGAAUGAAGGUCUUGGGGGCAUAUAUCGAGGAAUCGGCGCUGCAUACAUUUACCAGAUGAUCCUCAAUGGAUGUAGGUUAGGCUUUUACGAACCUAUACGAGAAACUAUCACUGGCGCAUUAUUUGACGAUUCGAAAACACAAAGUUUGGGAAUAAAUAUCUUCUCAGGCGCAACAUCAGGUAUAUUGGGUGCUGCCGCAGGAAGUCCGUUCUUCUUGGUAAAAACGAGAUUACAGAGUUUCUCACCACAAGCACCAGUGGGCACACAACAUGGUUAUAAGAAUGCUAUGGAUGGGAUGAGAAAGAUUUAUACAACGGAGGGAGUAAAUGGACUUUACAGAGGAGUAGGAGCUGCUAUGGUCCGGACAGGUUUUGGAAGCUCUGUCCAGCUACCAACAUACUUCUUCGCAAAGCGAAGACUUGUGAAACACUUAGGAAUGGAAGAAGGGCCAGCGUUACACCUUGCAAGUAGUACAGCUAGUGGUUUUGUGGUUUGCUGUGUUAUGCACCCACCAGGUAAGCAGAUUUUGAUUGGUAAAUCUACUCCUCGAUUCUAAUUUCUCUUAGACACUAUCAUGUCUCGAAUGUACAAUCAGACCGGCAAUCUGUACUCGGGUAUUUUUGAUUGUCUGGCGAAGACUGUGGAGACAGAGGGAAUCUUCGCCAUUUACAAAGGGUUUCUGCCCCAUUUGGCAAGAAUAUUACCCCAUACCAUCUUGACCCUUAGCUUGGCGGAACAAACCAACAAGCUGAUGCGGAAAUUCGAGAACCGAGUCCUUCCUGCUUCGAUAAAGGAGCAAGUAUAGAAUACGUGGCUUAUGCCCCAAGCUUUUCCCAGGCACCAACACGCCACCUUGUAUAUCCUUAUUAAGCUUGUAUAAUGCAUGUCCCUCGAGGGCGACCGGAGAAAAUAAUCGGUGUUCGAAUAUAGGAUUUCGGGUUGUUAUUAAAAUCAUGGUAGAUUAUGGUCGGGCAUUUUCAUCCGUUGAUAGAUCUUGAGCAUCCAUAGCAUAGAAC